Messenger RNA from Cylicocyclus nassatus, 883 nucleotides. The record is from the annotation of a GenBank genome assembly. NCBI's taxonomy places the organism in Eukaryota, Metazoa, Nematoda, Chromadorea, Rhabditida, Strongylidae.
GUUUCGAUAUGGUUCGCACCAUUUUCUCUUUGUUAUCGAUCUCACCCAACCGUACAUGAUGCUGUGUGCCUGAUUUCUUUAUCAUGUUGUCAAUACAUAUACUUAGAUGAUGUCUGAUGGUGGUCAGAUAUUUCAACCAACUGCUGCUGCGCGGUCGGAUCUUCCUCCGGUUUCGCCAACGGGCACUUCCGAUGGUAUAGAUGUCAUGAGUCGCUUUCCAAAUUUACCGAAGAUGGCGGAAGCAGUGGGCAACGUAGAUGUGGCGGCGAAAGUUGAGUCGCUUAAGAAGUGGACGAUUGGUACUUUCAAAAACUCCAGGCAGCAGCUUUUAGAGCAUAUGGGCAAGAUAGACAAGACAGUAGACGCAGAUUUCGAGAAAGAAUGUGAAAAUCUCAAAGAACUACAUAAAAGGUAUGGUAGCGUAGUUGCGGCUUCUCGAACGUUCACCAAUGUGCUUACACAACUUUCUCAGGCGGAGAGAAAUUUAGCUGAAUCACUGCAGUUGUUAUCGGACAAGGAAAGUGCUGUCAAGACGCAAGUUGCCACAACAUCUGACUCCAUGCGACGUUGUUCUGAACAUGCAACUGCGUUGGAAAACUGCCUCCGUUAUUUCCUUUCGUCUAUAGAAACACUCCACGGAAAAACCAUAGUGGAUACAUUGGAGACCAUCUAUGUUACUGAAGCGGCGCGUAUCGAAUUUGACGUUUGCCGUCAUGAAUUAGCUGCUCUACAAGCUCAACCAACUGCGAGCCCUACCGCAAUUCAGCAAGCUUCAGAUCGGGCUAGCCAGCAACGCGAUAAGUAUGAACGAUUGAAGGAAGAUGUUCGAGUGAAACUUCGUCUACUCGAAGAAAACCGAGUUCAGGAAAUGCUGAAUUAUUAG